Molecule: messenger RNA, 450 nt
Organism: Penaeus monodon (black tiger shrimp)
Lineage: Eukaryota; Metazoa; Arthropoda; Malacostraca; Decapoda; Penaeidae
Product: Down syndrome cell adhesion molecule-like protein Dscam2
Source: RefSeq, a predicted model, not a curated record
AGGACGGACGUAUUCGCUCCCGCUGCAGGCCUUCUCCACACGUGCUCUCGCUCCCGUUCUCUUGGAUUCCUUAUUCUGGAAGAACUUCUUGCUCGGGUUUUUCUGUGUCAUAGUGAUUCGUCCUCGUGUUACGGACAGUGAGGUUGUACAUUACGUGAAGCUUUGGUUGAUACAAGAAACAUUUCUUUCCUAUUGAAGUGUAUGAUUAUAAACUUGGAAAUAUUGGCUGACUUGUUCGAUGUGGAAGGGAAAUACACUGGAGUGAAAUUAAUAUACAGGAUUUCCUUUUAAGAAAUGCAGAGGUUUUACAGCGUCUCGGAGAAGCAUGCAAAGGGCUGCCUUACAUAGUGACUUUGACCUGACUUAAGGAAUUUUUUGACGAUGGCUGGUUCUCACCUGGUCAUCGGCAUAGAGAGGAUUGUCUGCCUGUAUUUCAUUCUUGCUACAGGU